GGGGGCAGUUCCCGAGCGUGGUGACUCGGAAAGAGGAAGCAGAGGCGCAACUCCUCACGUCGCCGUCGCCCUGACUCGGAAGGAAGCUGAACGCAGGUCGAACGUGCAGGAGGUUUGACGAAGAUAGUGUCAAGUGAGUCACUGUGCUCGUGGAGAACCUCCGUCGCUGGCACUGCAGACGAGGGGAGAAGGCUACGACCACAGGGGGUGGCAAGAGCGAGGAAGUCGAACGCGCACGCAUGCAAAGCAGCGAAUGAGGCAGCGCAGAGAAGCGGGUGCAAGGAAAAGAGGCGUAGAUGGAUCAGAAGAGAGAGAAGACUCUGGAAAACGAGCGCAAGCGGUAGGACAGAGACACAGAAGCGAGAGCGACGCCGCACAAGCACACCCACAGACGAGCGAACCCAAGAAUAUCUGCAUGCUGAGGGGUGCUCGGCAGGAAAGAGAUGCAGGUGAUUAUUUGCAUUUUGAGAGUGCGGAGGCAGCGCAAGGCAUGCGCGAAGGUUGCAUGGGUUUUUAAAGAGAGCAAAAAAUCGAUUGAUGGACGACACGACAAGGCUUUCCAGAAUUCCGAGUCGACAG
Toxoplasma gondii ME49 is the source of this 579-nucleotide messenger RNA. RefSeq lists its product as hypothetical. The transcript is spliced from 3 exons. The record is from RefSeq and is a predicted model, not a curated record. NCBI's taxonomy places the organism in Eukaryota, Apicomplexa, Conoidasida, Eucoccidiorida, Sarcocystidae. Bases 254 to 517 code for a protein of 87 amino acids.